Seminavis robusta is the source of this 255-nucleotide messenger RNA. The record is from the annotation of a GenBank genome assembly. Lineage: Eukaryota; Bacillariophyta; Bacillariophyceae; Naviculales; Naviculaceae.
AUGGAUCCAGCCUCGGCUUUGCCUGCAUGUAUUCGAGGUAAGCCUGGGCAUCCAGCCACUGGUCCUAUCCAGUACCGAGCCAAACUUAGCAAGCACAGAGACACAAGCAGACACAAGGACAGAGCCGACGGGGAAAGAGGAUCCAGAACACCUCCUACACAGUGUAAAAAGCCUGCUUGCGAAACAGUGGGCAGACCCAAACAAGCUACCUCCCAAAGAACAGAAGCGACUGCGAAAAGAGUUGGGAAUACUUGA